GCAUAGACACUGGCGUAAUCAACACGAUUCGCAGCGUUUGAAUACCCUUUUUUUUUAGAAGCAUGUGCCACACACCCUAUUGUUUCCUUUUCCGUUUAAAAAAGCAAAAUUAUUAAACCAAAGUAUCCAAUGGAAGCUAAUUCACAUUUUGAAUAUUUUGAAUCUUGACAACUUAGUCUCAUAUACACUUCUGUCGGUUGAAAGGAAACAACUUGUUGGAUUCAACAGGCUGUUCAAGCGCAUUAGAUGCUCUCAACGGGCCUCUUCUUCAUGCUGCAGGAACAGCCGUGCUUGCCAAGACAGUGUCAUUCACGACCAUCAGCCCGUUUCAUUGCAAGAUGAAGAGGAGCAAAGAUUCUUGUCUAGCAGCAAGCUUCUCUUGACUAACUCUGACAAUGACGAAGGUGAAGAUGACGGCCACAUGCCAUCGUCUACAUCAUCUACAUCCUGUAGUUUUCCUCCUAUCCUUCUGUUUGCCGUCCCAGGCGCUAUCUAUUUCUUCAACAACAAUCUCACAUUCGUCCUCCUUUCACUCAUGCCAGCGCCUACUUAUGUGGUCUUGUCAAAUCUCAAGAUCCUUACCACAGGCCUCUUCUCAUACUUGUUCCUCCAUCGACUUUUGACUUCUGCACAGUGGAUAUCCCUUGGGAUCCUCUUCCUAUCCACUGCAGUUUCCCAGAUUGAUCUUGAAAAGGGUCUCAGUCUUUCUAUUUCAAUCCAGGCAUUCUUGUUGAUGAUUUUAUUCUGUUCACUCUCUGCCGCCGCAUCUGUGUUUUCAGAGUAUGUGAUGAAGGAACGGUUUGCGAACGAGUCGAUCCAUCUACAGAAUAUGAAGCUUUACAUGUUUGGCAUCUUGUUCAAUGGGAUCACGUACAUGCUCACACCAGCACCUGCGAAUAGCCUUGGAUCUGCUGCAGUAGAGUCAUCUUCGUUCUUUUCAGACACAGCACCUAUCCACUUCAUGAUCAUUAUGGCAUAUGCAUCCCUGGGUCUUGUGACCUCUGCCAUCAUCAAGUUCUCGGGCUCAAUCACUAAAGUUUAUGCAUCAUCUAUGUCCAUGUUCUUUGCAGCCCUUGUCUCCUGGCUGCUGCUCAAUGAUCAGUUGACAGUUUUGUUCUUUGUCGGUUGUUUUGGAUGCUGCUUUGCACUCCAUCUGUACUACCGUGCUCCAGUACCAUCUCAGGCUCCUGAAUCUACAACAUCCUUAUUAACGGAUGAUCGCGAUGACGGUGAUGAUGAUGACAAAGAGGAGCCACGACGCGACUCAAGUUCAUCGUAUGCAUCUUCUACAACCUUGGCUGCCUCUCCUGGCGUCGAACCGACGAAGCAUAAAAAUAUCAAUAGCCCCGAUGCUAUAUUGACCUCCGUUACAGUCGUAGAUCGCAACGAAUAUUUUUCGUUGGAUACACUCGAUGAUGGAGGCAAAAGGCCGCAAUGAUCAGAGACAGUAGAUAAUAAACCAUUGUAACAUUCCUAUUGAUUAAAAAGAUACCACA
This is a messenger RNA of Lobosporangium transversale, 1496 nucleotides long. RefSeq names its product nucleotide-sugar transporter-domain-containing protein. Gene Ontology annotation, biological process: pyrimidine nucleotide-sugar transmembrane transport. The record is from RefSeq and is a predicted model, not a curated record. Bases 422 to 1438 code for a protein of 338 amino acids. Lineage: Eukaryota; Fungi; Mortierellomycota; Mortierellomycetes; Mortierellales; Mortierellaceae. Gene Ontology annotation, molecular function: pyrimidine nucleotide-sugar transmembrane transporter activity. Gene Ontology annotation, cellular component: Golgi membrane. The transcript has a single exon.